Agelaius phoeniceus (red-winged blackbird) is the source of this 274-nucleotide messenger RNA. It is a transcript of the gene PET117, whose product is annotated as PET117 cytochrome c oxidase chaperone. Gene Ontology annotation, biological process: mitochondrial respiratory chain complex IV assembly. NCBI's taxonomy places the organism in Eukaryota, Metazoa, Chordata, Aves, Passeriformes, Icteridae. Gene Ontology annotation, cellular component: mitochondrion. The record is from RefSeq and is a predicted model, not a curated record.
GCCGCCCCGCCGGCCAUGUCGCGGGGCUCCCGCCUGGCGCUGGCCGUCUCCGCGCUGCUCUCCGCCGCCAUCGUGGCGGCCGUACACAUCCAGCAGCGCCGGGAGCUGGAGAGGCUGCGAAGUGGCGUGGUCAGAGAUCUCGAGCGUCAGAAUCAGAAAAAGGAGAACGUUCGCCUGUUGGAAGAGCAGAUUGCUCUGACAAAGCAGCUCAUUGAGGAGAGAGACAAGGCGCUAAUGGAAAAACGUUCCCAGCAGCCCUAGGCUCAGGCCUGGC